UCUCGCGUUUUGCGUCUGGUGUUUUAGCUUUUGGUUGGUAUAAGUGUAUUUUCAAGAUAUUUUUCGUUGACGAAAAAUCUUUCCCACGCCCCACACCUAGUCCUUAAAGUUGGAGAAUGGGAGGAGCCAUCAAUUUGAGCCACCCCUACCAAUGUCCAGACUGGCACCAUUUUGCGGAAUGAAUUUCGAUACUUUCGUUUUCAUGAAAACAGGCUACACUAACGAUUCUAUUGCGGAUUUAAGCGCUGCAGUCCUUUGGCAGAUUUUGAUUGUCAUGCAGAAUAUGAGUUGUACUAGAGAUGAACCUCCCGAAACAGAACUGGAAGAACUGGAAUGCCACUUCACGUGGGAUUUGAAAAAAGAAGAUACAAACAUCACUGAUCAUUUAACAAGACUGGAGCAGCAUCGUGACUUAUAUCUGGGUCAGAAGUCAGGGACCGCACACACGCACAACUCUUUGGCAUACGUCAAAUAUCUUUUGGGUUCUUAUGAAGAAGCCCUUACAAAUUUACAGAAGUCUGAGGAGAUCACUAAAGAUUGUUAUGGGGACAACUGCGAUGAGAGACUCAUUGUUACUUAUGGAAAUUUCGCUUGGUUACACUUUCACAUGAAACAGUAUGCUGAAUGCAAAAGUUAUCUGGACAAGUUGAAGAAGAUCAGAGAACAAAAGCCACCAACUUCUGUUCUUUAUACUGAGGUAGUUGGUGAGAAAGCCUGGGCCUUGUUUAAAUUUUCACGAAAAUAUUAUGACAGAGCUAUAGAGUGUUUCAGAAAGGUGUUAGAGCUAGAGCCUGAAAGAGGUGAGUGGAAUACUGGUUAUGCCAUUGUACUAUAUAGAACAGAAACUAAAUGCACUAGUCCAGAAGAUUCAUCUGCAAUUCAACAACUCAGACGGGCGAUAGAAACAAACCCAGAUAAUGAUGAAAUAAAGCUUCUUUUAGCUCUGAAACUUGCUGAGUUCAAGCUCUUUGAUGAAGCAGAGGAUUUGGUGGAAAAGGCUCUUGAUAAGUCCCCAGAUAGCCCACAUGUGAUUCGAUAUGUGGGGAAAUUCCUGAGAAACUAUGGAAAAAGUGUAGACAGGUCAAUUGGCCUGUUGAAAAGAGCAUUAGAUGUUACUCCAAAUUCUGCAUUUAUACACCACCAGUUAGCUCUGUGCUACAAAAAGGAAAAAGAACAAUUCAGGGAACCUACUGAGAGUCAGAGACUUCGUCAUUUGAGCAUCUCUCAUUUUGAAAAAGCCGUCACUCUGAAGGCUGGCUUCAUUGUUGCGAUGGCUCAGCUAGCAGCUCUCUAUGGUGAGGAUGGACAAAUCGAUAGGGCUGAUGAGAUGUUUCAGACAGCCUUGUUUUCAGCGAAGGAGAAAAAUGAGGGACUACAAAGUCUUUAUUUGUAUUAUGGUGAGUUUCAGCAGUAUAGAAAAAGAUGUCAACAACUGGCAAUUAAAUACUACAAGGAUUGUUUGAUGAUGGGACCUGAUACACGAGAUGGAAAGAAAGGUGCUAAGAAUCUGACAAAGAUUGCUAACAAGCGUUUAUCUUAUAACACAAAUGAUACAAGUGCUUUAGGGAUACAAGAAUUCAUUGAGCAGGUUACAAGUGGUUACCAGUCCACUGCAGAGGACUGUGAGCAUCUUCUGGAAUCUACUUGCAAUGAGAAAUAGUACAAAAUGUAUAUUGUUUAUAUGCUAAAUGCACAAUCUUUAUUGGGCUAAACAUUACGUAUUACACAAACUGUGAUAUAGUUCAUAUUUUCAUAAGCUGUAAAGAUGCGACAUACAUUUCUAACUAAUUAAUUUUCACAAAAACAAAAUUGUUAUUGCAGUUAUCUUUUAUUCACAUGCCACAUUUCUUAAACUUUGGAUCAACACUGCCCUCUACUUGUUUGAAAAUGAAUCUAUAUGGGAUUUCAAUGAGAUUUAUAUUGCAAUUGUUACUUAUGUAAUUGUUCAGACAUGUUAAAAAAUAAUUUACAAAUGAAUCAUUAUACCGGACCUUAUUAUAAAAUCCGUUUGAAACAAUAUUCAAUUUGUAACUCUUCCUCUUAAUAACAUGUCCAAGUUAUACUGUAGAUGUUUUUAGAAGCUAUAGAAGUCUGAAAAACUUCACAAAAGGGUGGUCGAUCUAUGGGAGCAUGUCUGAGACGGGCCUAAGAAUGUCCAUAAGAGUAAAUGUAGAAAUUAGAUAAUAUUUUAUGCAUUUUAAUCAAGAUCAGAAAAGGGGUCAACUUGUUAAUGUGUAAUAUUCAAUUAUGUUUGUAUUUUCUGUUACGUGUUAGUUUCUGUUAUGUUGGUUAUGUUUUUAUAUUAUGGAGAAGUCUAAGUAUAGUAUUAAAAUGCUUAUUUAGGACUCUUGAAUGCUGCUUUAUAGGACAUUUCAUUGGAAUUACUAGAACCAAUUUCGUGCUGGAAGCUAACAACGCUGGAAAAAUAUUUGUUUAUUAUCUACAACUGAAAUGAUUUUAGCAGAAGUUACACUUAAUUUCUUUCAAGAAAAUCUGAAAUCUGAACUUUUAUGUGUAUCAUUUGUUG
This is a messenger RNA of Triplophysa dalaica, 2527 nucleotides long. RefSeq names its product interferon-induced protein with tetratricopeptide repeats 1-like. NCBI's taxonomy places the organism in Eukaryota, Metazoa, Chordata, Actinopteri, Cypriniformes, Nemacheilidae. The coding region runs from base 152 to 1660 and encodes 502 amino acids. Gene Ontology annotation, cellular component: cytosol. Gene Ontology annotation, molecular function: protein binding. The record is from RefSeq and is a predicted model, not a curated record. The transcript is spliced from 2 exons. Gene Ontology annotation, biological process: defense response to virus.